Molecule: messenger RNA, 1725 nt
Organism: Caenorhabditis remanei
Lineage: Eukaryota; Metazoa; Nematoda; Chromadorea; Rhabditida; Rhabditidae
Exons: 10
Coding region: 1-1725 (574 amino acids)
Biological process (GO): nervous system process; chemical synaptic transmission; signal transduction
Cellular component (GO): postsynaptic membrane; synapse; neuron projection
Molecular function (GO): acetylcholine-gated monoatomic cation-selective channel activity; transmembrane signaling receptor activity
Source: RefSeq, a predicted model, not a curated record
AUGCGAUUAUAUCGAGAUUUACUCUACGACUACAACAACGAAAUCCGACCGUCAGUACACCCAAAGGAGCCGAUAAAUGUCACUUUUGUGUUCUCAUUGACACAAAUUAUUGAUGUGGACGAACGGAACCAAAUUCUGACAACGAAUAGUUGGGUUCGGUUGCACUGGGUGGAUUAUAAGUUGGUGUGGGAUCCGAGAUUGUAUCAAAAUGUGACACGAAUACAUAUCCCUAGUGAUAAAAUAUGGAAACCCGAUAUCAUUCUGUACAAUAACGCCGACGCGCAAUACAUGAAAUCAGUGAUGUCUACCGAUGUGAUAGUUGACUAUCUUGGAAAUAUUCAUUGGCCGUUAUCUGCAAUUUUCACGUCAUCUUGUCCGUUGGACGUCAAACAUUAUCCAUUUGACAGGCAGACGUGUAUUCUGAAAUAUGCGAGUUGGGCGUAUGAUGGAACGAAAAUUGACCUGUUGCUAAAGUCGGAGCAAGGUGACAUCACCAACUACAUCACUAACACCGAGUGGAGUCUCAUCGGAAUCCGAGCGGAGAAGAAUCAAGUGAUCUACAGUUGUUGUCCGGAACCGUAUCCAUUCAUCGAUGUUCAUGUGACAAUUGAGAGGAGGGCCAUGUUUUAUGUGUUCAACCUAAUCCUCCCCUGUGUCCUCAUCAGUCUCAUCGCUCUAAUGGGUUUCUACAUGCCAACAGAUUCCGGCGAAAAAGUCACUCUGGGAAUCACAUCUCUCCUAUCAACUACCGUAUUCCUGAUGCUGGUAGCCGAAGGAAUGCCACCUACAUCUGAAGCACUUCCACUGAUUGGUAUCUACUAUGGAGUAACCAUUAUGUUAGUUGCGUUGGGCACAGCGAUGACAGUCUUGACUGUCAACAUACAUCAUACGGGAGUCCACGGCUACCCUGUUCCUCCAUUCCUCCAGAUAUUCGCAUUCCGAUACCUCUCGAAAAUUCUGUUCGUCCGAAUUGAACCAUAUCACUCGAUUGCUCAUCACGUCAGGCAUAUGUAUCAGAAAGAGCACCCGAAUGAAUGCACAUUAUCAGCUGGUCUUCAUUACAAACGACUACAAGAUUUCGACAUGAAUCAGGCGAAGAAAGAGGAGAAUUGUGGAUUACAGAGGGAUAGUUCGAAUCUCUCCGUAAUCUCCGCCAACGUCCAUUGCAACCCGGAUGACCGUCUCCUCCUCUCCACACGGAACACCAAAAAUUUUGAUUCCGAAAAGAGUCUCCGUUCUUCGUUAUCCAUUAAAAGUGGUUCACCAACUGCCAAAAAGAAGGUAUCCUUCUCCUCCUUGAACUCUCAUGAAACACCUAUUGACUCUCCAAUAUAUGGUCGGAAACUAGGCAGAACUCAAUCACAAACACCCUCUUCUUCUCACCGGAAUUCCAAUGGAAACGGAGGAAUAACAUCAGAAGUUACGCCUCCGAAUCCUCCGAAAAUCUCACUGACAGAUGUGGAUGAUGUGUUUGAGAAUGAGCAACAACCGGUGAUCGAUGAAUUUGAGAAAGAGUUUCUGAGAGUGAUGUCAAUGGUUCAUGGAAUAAUUGAGAGGAAUGAGAUGAGAGUGGCCGAGAGAGAUAAGAGAGAUGCGAUUGCGUUGGAGUGGCAGCAGGUGGCUAUGGUACUCGACCGUUUUCUUCUGGUCGUUUUCCUCAUCGGCACCUCGAUGUCAACAUUUGUUAUUUUGAAUCAAAGAAAUCUAUUCGAAUCGACGGGAUAA